Molecule: messenger RNA, 1134 nt
Organism: Schizosaccharomyces osmophilus
Lineage: Eukaryota; Fungi; Ascomycota; Schizosaccharomycetes; Schizosaccharomycetales; Schizosaccharomycetaceae
Gene: pus4
Product: tRNA pseudouridine synthase Pus4
Exons: 2
Coding region: 1-1134 (377 amino acids)
Biological process (GO): tRNA modification; mRNA pseudouridine synthesis
Cellular component (GO): mitochondrion
Molecular function (GO): RNA binding; pseudouridine synthase activity
Source: RefSeq, a predicted model, not a curated record
AUGAAGGGAGGACUCAUUGCUAUUAAUAAACCGUCUGGGAAAUCUUCAGCUCAAUGCUUAAAUGAAAUUAAGGCAAUUAUAUCUAAGAGCGAAUUGGCGAAAUUCUUUCAAUCAGACCCUCCUCAUCCUAAUGAUAAAAAUAGCAAACGCAAGAAGUGGAAACGGAACGACAUUAAGAUAGGUCAUGGCGGUACUCUCGAUCCUUUAGCAUCAGGAGUUUUAGUUGUUGGUCUAGGCAUUGGAACAAAACAGUUACCAACACUAUUAUCUUGUGUGAAAACGUACAAGGCCACCUGCUUAUUUGGAUGUUCCACCAAUACUUACGAUUCAUCCGGAAAAAUCAUCCGCGUUGCUACAAAAAUUCCUAGCAAGGAAGAAGUUGCAGAUGGCUUAGCAGCAUUUCGCGGUGAUAUCCUUCAGCUCCCUCCAUUGUAUUCCGCUUUGCAUAUACAAGGAAAACGCUUGUAUGAAUAUGCCCGGGAAGGACUACCCCUUCCUGAAGCUGUGAAACCUCGUCCCAUGAAAUGUGACCACCUUGAACUUGUGGAAUUUCACGAAAAAGGUCAGCAUAGCUAUAACGAUCCUGAUGUGUUUGCAAGCAAAGAAGAAAUAGAAUCAGAAGAACUCUUACGCCCGGUUUCUGAUUUUGAAAAGAAAGAGGCCGUAAAUAAUUCAGAAAUUGCUAAGGAAAAUGAUUCUCCUCAAGAAAGCAAAGAUGAUUUCCAGCAAAAAUCCUCUGUUGAAGAUGCUCCUGCUGUCAAGUCUGCUUCUGACGAAAGUGUUCCAAAAACAGAAGAAAAGGAUGACCAAACAAGCAAAAAUGAACCAAAGGGUAAGAAAAGAAAGUUAGAGGUUACUGAUUUAGAACGUGGUUCACGCCCUCCAAUUGGUCCUUCUGCGGUUUUGGAUAUGAGCGUUUCUUCAGGAUUUUAUGUCAGAUCUGUAAUACACGACCUUGCCCACCAUAUUGGAAGUGAAGCCCAUAUGGUGGAUUUAAUUCGUACUCAACAAGGUGAUUUCGUCUUGGACGGGGAUGCUUGUUUCGAGUUUGAAGAGUUUCAAUCUGCCGGUUGGGAGCAAAAAUUGGCCUCUUUAUUAAAACUCGAUCUCGACAUAGAAAACAAAGAAAAUUGA